GCGUCAUCUGUUGUUUAGUUAGCACAAUCACAAAAAUUAAAAUAGUUUUUUAUAAUAAUAUAACAAACCAUAAUAUUUACUAUAUAAUAUGAUAAUUUGUUGUAUAUUCUCAAAAUAUUCCCAGUUUUAUUUAUCACAGUUUCUCUGUUCUCUUGGAAUUUUUAUUAGGAAUUUAAGUGAGACUUUAUUUUUAGUAUUUCAUGUUCGCAGGCUGACAGUGACAUUUUAACAACAUAACCUCAACUAUCCGCGGUGGUGGCCCUUGGUCUCUCGACUACAAUUCUUUCAAUAGAAAAUAAAAGUUUGAGGCUAACAAUACGAAGAUUAAAAAUGGAAAAAAACAAUUGUGAUAAUAAAGACAAUUUAGUAAAGUUCAGAUUACCGGACACUGUGAAGCCUUUGCUAUAUGAUCUGUAUCUUUAUCCAGAUCUAAAGACCGGACUAUUUCGAGGUAAAGUAAAUAUCUCUUUGGAGAUUUUAAAAGAAACAGAAAGUGUUAGCUUACACUCAAAGGGGCUAAAUAUUGCAAAUGUAAAGGUUGCCUCCCAGCCGGGAACAUUUACCAUAGAAAAGACAUACGAUUUACUGAACAUCAAGAGAAAAGAUAAUUCUAAAUUUAUACCUGGAUUUGAUAAUGUUGAAAUUGAGUUUGAUGGUGAUAUGAAAAACAGAAUUGUGGGGUUAUAUACCAGUAGCUACACAACCUCAUCAGGAGAGAAAAGGCAAAUUGCAACCAGUAAGUUUGAACCAACAUUCGCCAGACAAGCCUAUCCCUGCUUUGAUGAGCCCAAUUUAAAAGCCAAAUACAAAGUUCAUUUAUUGAAACCAAAGGAUAGUUCCUACAUAGCUCUAUCUAAUUAUCCUGUAGAGAAUGUAACCGAUUACGACAACGACCACCAACUGGUUACUUUCGAUGAAACUGUAUCAAUGUCGACGUACCUUUCAUGUUUUAUCGUUUCCGAUUUUACACAUACCGAAACGUCUUUCAAUAAUAGCGGAAAAGUUGUACCCCUUAAAGUGUUUGCUAGCCCUGAAAAUUUGGAUAAAACUAGAUAUGCAGGAGAAGUGGGAAAGAAAGUCAUCGAAUAUUACGUACAGUACUUUCAAAUGCCUUAUCCUCUGCCAAAAUUGGUCACGAUGAAUUGGUGGAAUGAUUUGUGGUUAAAUGAAGGAUUUGCCUCUUACAUUGAAUACAAAGGAGUUUUAGCAGCAGAACCUACUUGGGGCAUGCUUGAACAAUUUAUUAUAACCGAUUUGCAUCCCGUAUUAUCACUUGAUGCCAAACUAAGUUCUCAUCCAAUUGUUAAACAUGUUGUAACGCCAGAUCAAAUUACCGAAAUAUUUGAUAUAAUCUCUUACAAUAAGGGAGCAUCUAUCUUACGAAUGCUGGAAGCCACGGUAGGCGAAGAAGUUUUCCAAAAUGGCGUCAAAAAUUACUUAAAUAGGUACGCAUUUGGCAACGCCGUCACGAAAGACUUAUUAACCGAACUGCAGCUUUUAGUCGGAAAUAAAUUUGAUGUCACAGAGAUGAUGGACACAUUUACCCUUCAGAUGGGUUAUCCUAUAUUAGAUGUUGCCAUAUCAGGAGAUACUUACACUUUGACUCAGAAGAGAUUUUUAAAGGAUCCUAAUGCUAGUUACAAUGUAAAUGAAACCAAGUUUAAGUAUAGGUGGUCUGUACCAGUGACAUAUGUUACAAAUUUGGGCAAGUCUAGCGAAUUCAUACUUUUUAAAUAUAACGAUAAUCAGGUUACCAUAAAGAAACCAGCUGGAGCAACAUGGCUGAAAUUUAAUACCGACCAAAUAGGUUAUUAUCGAGUUAACUAUCCACUCGAUGAAUGGAAAAAUAUAAUAAACAACUACACUUUGUUUAGUACCGGAGACAAGACCCAUCUUCUAGAAGAAACUUUCAUGAUAGCCGAAGCCAAUCAAUUGAGUUAUACAAUUCCGCUGGAACUGACUAAGAAGUUAAAAAGACGAAAUCGAUUAUACACCAUGGAGUGUAGCUGCAUCCAAUAUAAAAGACAUUCUUAAUAGGCUUAGAGGUGCUAAGUCUGAAGUGAUCUCGGCAUACAAAGAAUAUAUUACAAAGAUUGUUUCACCUGCUUACAAUAAAUUUACUUGGACAGAGGGCGCAAGCGAUACUCAUCUUGAAAAGUUAGCAAGACUCAAAGUACUUAGUUUAGCAUGUACAGCUGAUCAUAAGGAAGCAUUGGAUGCAGCACGUUCAAAAUUCAAUACCUGGAUAGAAACUAAGCAGGCAAUAUCACCAAAUUUACGAAGUCUUGUAUAUAUUUACGGAAUUCAAAAUGCUUCUGAAAGUACUUGGGAUAAUAUGUUGCAAAUAUAUAUGAAUGAAACUGAUGCUUCAGAAAAAGUAAAACUUAUGGAUGGUUUUGACAAGUGUAGACAAUGUUAAUUUGCUGAAAAAAUUGUUGGAUUUGGUUAAAAACGAAUCUGUGGUAAGAGGUCAAGACUACCUUGUUGUGUUAGGAAGUAUUUCAAUCAAUCCCAAAGGAACUGAUCUAGUUUGGGAUUUUGUUAGAUCAAAUUGGGAAUAUUUAGUAGGAAGGUACACCUUAAAUGAGAGAAACUUGGGCAAUCUGAUACCUAGAAUUACUAGCAGCUUCUCUACUCCCGAGAGGUUACAAGAGAUGGAAGACUUCUUUAAGAAAUACCCAGAAGCUGGAGCUGGGGCAGCUAAAAGAAAAGAGGCUUUAGAAACCGUACGGAAUAAUAUGUUAUGGGUUUCUAAUUAUAAAAAAACCAUAGAAGAUUGGAUAGUUCAUCAAAGUGCUAUCUGAUUUGAUUUGUUUUAAUUGUGAACUAUGUUUUUUACACUAUUUUUAUUAAUGUACUUGUAAAUAAAUAUUAUUUUUAAUUAUU
Molecule: messenger RNA, 2886 nt
Organism: Diabrotica balteata
Lineage: Eukaryota; Metazoa; Arthropoda; Insecta; Coleoptera; Chrysomelidae
Source: the annotation of a GenBank genome assembly